AUGGAAACUUUGGUACUGACAGAUGUACCCUCGCAUGUGACGCCUAAUUCAUCAAUACUGUCUGCCCUGACUCGAUUCAUUACUGACUGCUCAAACGAAGCAUUGCUAGCAACUCUACAAGCUGGAUCAGAUUACACCCUCCCACCAGGGCAAGCGCGCAUGCAAGCCGAGCAGCAGUGGUCACGAUCUCUCUUUGGCUUGCGGCGUCUCGUUCUCGAAAUCACACCUGUGGAUACCUCCAAAUUAACUUCAUGGAAACCCGGAAAUCAACAUAAUGCUACAGGCCAUUCAAGCACUGGUGACCGUGACUCAGAGAAUCUCUGGUCUGCAGCUGCUGAUGACUUCAGCUUCUUUGGCGAAGAAGAGUGUGGAGUCCCUGAAAAUGAUACUAGCAAAUACUUUCCAACGACAGGGCUCAACGAAAAGGUCUCGCAUAUGCCCUCUGAGGAUGACUCGUUGCAUUCACCUGAUUCUCCCCAAGUCGGGUGUCACCUCCCACAAAUUGACAUAAACCCUGGUUCAUCGGGGACUGCUGGACACAGAAAGCAGCGGUCCCAGGUUCCGACGAUUGACCUUGUCGCAGAGCUUGCGGCUUUUCGUCGCGGCAAAAGAGCUGAGUAUGAGCAAGUGGUUCGUCGUGAGAGAGGACGGCGAAGCACGCUUAGCACGAAUGCUUUCGGCCUACUUAUGCCCUCAUCGCCCCAUAUUUCUUUAUCACAUUACGUUGAAGGUCAUUGGAAGGGAGAGGUGAAGGUAGUGCGGAACCCGCCAAAGGUGCGGGCUGGAACACUAGAUUUGAACGGAGACCAUGUCUAG
Messenger RNA from Penicillium digitatum Pd1, 816 nucleotides. NCBI's taxonomy places the organism in Eukaryota, Fungi, Ascomycota, Eurotiomycetes, Eurotiales, Aspergillaceae. The record is from RefSeq and is a predicted model, not a curated record.